AUGUCCACCUCUCCAGUCGCUAAGAAGAUGAAGUCGACAAAGGUCAUCGGCACCCACUCGGGCACCUUCCACUGUGACGAGGCCCUCGCCGUCUUCCUCCUCCGCCUGACGGACCAAUUCAAGGACGCCGACCUCGUGCGCACUCGCGACCCUACCAAGCUCGAGCCGCUGGACAUUGUCGUCGACGUCGGUGGUGUGUACGACGCAGAGAAGGAGCGCUACGACCACCACCAGCGCGGCUUCACGGAGGUGUUUGGCCACGGCUUUAGCACCAAGCUCUCCUCGGCUGGCCUCGUGUACAAGCACUACGGCAAGCACAUCAUCGCACGCACCCUCAACCUUGCGGAGGAGGAGGACAAGGUCCACACCCUCUGGCUUCAGCUGUACUCUGAGCUUAUCGAGAGCAUUGACGCUAUCGACAACGGUGUCAACAUUGCCGACGGGGCCCUCCAAUACAACCAGCGCACCGACUUGAGCUCGCGUGUCCGCCGCCUCAACCCCCGCUGGAACGAGCCGGCCUCGGACGACGUCUACGACGCCAAGUUUGCGGUUGCGUCUAAGAUGACUGGGGAGGAGUUCCUCCAGCAGCUCGACUACUUUGCCAACGCGUGGCUCCCGGCUCGCGACAUUGUCGCUGCGGCGAUUGAGGAGCGCUGGGACGUCGACCCGUCCGGAGAGAUCAUCAUGUUCAAGCAGUGCGGACCCUGGAAGGACCACCUCUUCUCGAUCGAGUCGACCCUCCAGCCUCCCGCUCACAUUCUCUACGUUCUCUACCCCGAGAACCCCGACAAGUCGGACACCAAGUGGCGCAUUCAGUGCGUCCCCAAGAACUCCGACAGCUUUGAGAACCGCAAGAGCCUGCCCGAGGCGUGGCGCGGAGUUCGUGAUGCCGAUCUUGAGCACGUGUCAGGAAUCCCUGGCGCAUUCUUUUGCCACGCUAGCGGAUUUAUCGGGGGCGCUUUGACGUACAGCGGCGUGGUCGCGAUGGCACGCGCGGCGCUGAGCCAGUGA
Messenger RNA from Cutaneotrichosporon cavernicola, 1011 nucleotides. RefSeq lists its product as uncharacterized. NCBI's taxonomy places the organism in Eukaryota, Fungi, Basidiomycota, Tremellomycetes, Trichosporonales, Trichosporonaceae. Gene Ontology annotation, cellular component: cytoplasm; nucleus. The transcript is spliced from 5 exons. Bases 1 to 1011 code for a protein of 336 amino acids. The record is from RefSeq and is a predicted model, not a curated record.